This is a messenger RNA of Dromiciops gliroides (monito del monte), 3807 nucleotides long. RefSeq names its product Rho guanine nucleotide exchange factor 3 (gene ARHGEF3). Gene Ontology annotation, molecular function: guanyl-nucleotide exchange factor activity. NCBI's taxonomy places the organism in Eukaryota, Metazoa, Chordata, Mammalia, Microbiotheria, Microbiotheriidae. The record is from RefSeq and is a predicted model, not a curated record. Bases 620 to 2143 code for a protein of 507 amino acids. The transcript has 10 exons. Gene Ontology annotation, biological process: intracellular signal transduction; positive regulation of Rho protein signal transduction.
CAGCCUGCAGCCCCGCGUUUGGAGCCAGGAUCGUUCAGAGGAGUCUGACAGCAGAGACUCCCAGGGCUCAGGCAGGGCAUGUGUGUGCUGCAUUGGCGCUGAGCGCCAGGCUGGGGAAGGGGCUCAUCCCCUGGAGAGAAGCGGCCCUGAGCGGCUUCUGCUUGCUUGGCUCUUUGAAAGGCAGGCGCUGAGGUUCUGGGAGGGGAUGCCUGGCCAGCUGGGGCAACCCUGAGACAUAGGCCUGCUUCCCUGCCUGCUGCCCCCUCCCCAGAAGCCUAGCCUGCCCGUCUGGGGGGGUUUGCUCAUGGAAAGCCGUCCAACCUCCCACCCACACCGAGAAGUUUCCCUUGAGAGCCGCAGGGCCUGGGGGAACAUGCCCAUGGGGCUGUGUGGGGGAGGAGGACCCUCACCCCAGAGCCGUGCCUGAGGAUUGAAUGGCAGGAGAGGUUGGCACGCAGAUUUCCUUCGGGAGCUGGAGUUCAAGGGCAGACUCAAGGAACUUUGAAAGCAUGGCUGAGAAGGAAAGAUGAGCAUCUCUGCACUUGUCUGGGAAGGGGAGGAUGCCGGCUGAGGCCGGGGAGGUCUGGCGCUCUGCUCUCUGUCCCCAGCAGCCUUCUCCAUGUGCUGUCCAUGGUCCACACGGUGUCAGAUGGAGGUUAGGAAGACCAGGGAGCCGAGUAACAAGCGGGUCAAGCCCCUGUCCAGAGUCACAUCGCUGGCGAACCUCAUCCCUCCGGUGAAGGCCACCCCACUAAAGCGGUUCAGUCAGACCCUGCAGCGUUCAAUCAGCUUCCGCAGCGACAGUCGCCCUGACAUCCUGGCCCCACGACCCUGGUCCAGAAAUGCGGCUCCCGCAAGCACCAAGCGAAGGGACAGCAAGCUGUGGAGUGAGACCUUUGAUGUGUGUGUCAACCAGAUGCUCACCUCCAAAGAGAUCAAACGCCAAGAGGCGAUAUUCGAGCUUUCCCAAGGAGAAGAAGACUUGAUCGAAGACUUGAAAUUAGCAAAAAAGGCCUAUCAUGAUCCCAUGCUUAAGCUCUCCAUAAUGACGGAGCAAGAACUGAACCAGAUUUUUGGAACACUGGACUCUCUGAUCCCUCUGCAUGAAGAUCUUCUUAGUCAGCUUCGAGAAGCCAGGAAGACGGAUGGGUCUACUGAGCACGUUGGCCCAAUCCUAGUGGGAUGGCUGCCGUGUCUCAGUUCGUACGACAGCUACUGCAGUAACCAAGUGGCCGCCAAGGCGCUGCUGGACCACAAGAAGCAGGACCACCGCGUGCAGGACUUCCUUCAGCGCUGCUUGGAGUCACCCUUCAGUCGGAAGCUGGACCUCUGGAACUUCCUUGACAUCCCCCGAAGUCGGCUAGUGAAGUACCCGCUGCUUCUCAGAGAAAUACUGAGGCACACUCCGAACGACAACCCGGAUCAGCAACACCUAGAGGAGGCCAUAAACAUCAUUCAGGGGAUCGUGGCUGAAAUCAACACCAAGACGGGAGAAUCGGAAUGCCGCUAUUAUAAGGAGCGACUGAUCUAUCUGGAAGAGGGACAGAAGGACUCCUUGAUUGACAGCUCGAGGGUGCUUUGUUGCCAUGGUGAACUGAAGAACAACAGGGGUGUGAAGCUACACGUCUUCCUGUUUCAAGAAGUGCUUGUCAUCACUCGGCCCAUCACCAACAACGAGCAGCUGUGCUACCAACUCUACCGGCAGCCAAUCCCUGUGAAGGACCUCCUGCUGGAUGACCUGCAGGAUGGAGAGGUGCGCCUGGGCGGCUCCAUCCGCGGCGCUUUCACCAACAACGAGAGAAUUAAAAACUUCUUCCGGGUCAGCUUCAGGAAUGGCUCCCAAAGCCAGUCCCACUCCCUGCAGGCCAGCGACACCUUCAAUAAGCAGCAGUGGCUUAAUUGCAUCCGCCAGGCCAAAGAGACAGCAGUGUGUGCCGAGGGCCCCGUCGGGAUGCUGGGCCCCCAGGAGCCCACUCCGCUGCCUGCCCCUCUCGGCGGAGAUGCCAAGCUGGAGCAAAUGGACCAGUCCGGCAGCGAGUCAGACUGUAGCAUGGACACAAGCGAGGUCAGCCUCGACUGUGAGCACAUGGAGCAGACGGACUCUUGUGGCGGGAACAGCAAACAGAUAGAGAGCGAUGUUUGACCGGAACCUCUCCGUCCUCUCCCGGCCUGCUCACCUGUACAGUAUUUGCAUUCCACAGACAGAGCGGUUUUGGAGAAGCACUUUUUGUAGCACCUGCCUGAUGGUGUCCAAGGCCCCUGUCUUUGUCCUUUGGCCUCAGUUGCUGUAACUGCCAAUCUGUAGGCUGGACCCCAAGCAACAUCAUUUCCCUAGGAGUGUCAGCCUAGAUGAGUGACUUUCACUUGUCCUGCUGGGGAGAGAAGGAAUAUCAGAGCCACUGAUCUUUCUGGAGGGUUCUUCUAGAUGCCCAACACAGAUGAAAGGGGAGGGGGGCCAACAAGCUUCCCAUGUGUCUUAGAAUGUCAUGAUAACAUCUGAGAAACGAGGGCAGGACCAGGGAGAGUCAAUGGCUUGGAUUAACCUCAGGUCAAUACCGUGGUCUUGGGCCAUAGAAAUGACCAGACCACGUCACUGGGGAUCCCGGGCAAUGAAUUUUCCAAUGAGUGAAUGUAGUGAGCAUCGAGUGGGCCUUGUCCUUGGUCCUUUUGUACCCCUAGAUGGACACACCAAGACAUGGGAAUGAAAAACUGAAAUAAAAACAAAAAACACAACCCACCAACCUUCAGGAUGGUGGUGAUGGUUCUGUUUACAAGUACAGGACAGGGAGGAAAGGCUUGGGAGGGCGAAUUACUCUUCCUUGACCAUCUGGGUGUGAGUUGGGAAUGUUGGAAUGGAAAUCAUGGAUCCAUUUUCCAUCUGGGAAACCACCCCCAUCCUUCACCUCUGCCUCAGGGCUUGCUCUGCUGUGGCCUCUCACCCUGGGCUGUGACCAGAAUCAUGUUGGUGUUUGCCAGACCCUGACUCGGUUCAUUCUAGAGUGGAUUUGAAUCAGGUCCCUCACCAACCCAUGCAGGCCUAUCCCAAAGGCCAGAGACACUUGCCCAUCAUUGUCGUCAUCAUUAUCAUGGAUUGGCAGGGCAGGGUUGGGUUGUGAGCUUUAAGUAAGUAUGCUAAAUACACUGAAAUUCUCCCUUAGGGUGUAAAUAUUAAGGCUGAACUGUGCAAAACUAUACCCACACCAGCACUAGGAGUAAUAAUGCUAAGUUAUUGCCAAAAAUGGGUGGUUGUUGUUUUUUUGUUUGUUUGUUUGUUUGUUUUUAUCUUAUGUGUCUUACAAGUUUACAAAAAAGAAAGGGGAUAAAUAUAAUGUGUCAGUUACCUUGUACAUAUCCCAUGUGCAUUAAAGGAAUUUGUGUGACAAGAUCAUCAUUAUUGAAAAGAACACCCAAGGUAUAAGUACAUUAUUAUUUUAAAAAGAAACGAUUUGUGCUCAAUUUUCCCCUGUAAAACCUAUUUCUGUAUUUAUAGAUUUUAAACAAGGUAAAUUUUUUUUCUAUUACAAGUUUAUUUAAAAGUGGUUUGUUUCUCGAGGGGAGCAAUGUGUUGAGUAACAGCCUACCAGUGAUAAAAGUAAGGCGGGAAGAAAAAGACUCUUGAGAAGGGAACCAUCUUUUGAGGAGACCCUGGGCCCUGGGCUGGCUAAGGUGUUGGGAAAAGAAGCGGCUCCAGCUUGGCCCCAGGAACAGAAAGUCACUGAAGGCUCCAAUGGAGAAGGUUUUUGUGUAAAGGCCUUAAACUUUUCUGGAAGCAUUUCAAAUAAAUUACAUUAAAUGGUCCUGUGGUUU